AACACUUAAAUUUAGAAGAGAAAAUGGAAGAGAGUUCCCCAAUCCUGUCAGGUAUCGCAGUUGUUGCAGUUACAGUUGUGGCAAUUAUAUCAAUGAAAGUGGUGAGGUGGCUUUGGUUAAGGCCUAAGAUGUAUGAGAAGUUCUUAAAAGAUCAAGGAUACCAUGCAAAUUCAUACAGGAUCCUACGCGGUGACAUGCUUGACUUUGCAGCGAUGGCCCAGGAGAAUAGGCCUAAGCAGAUCAAAUUGGCUGACAAUGUCUCUUUCCAUGCUUUACCUUACAUCCAUAGCAUCAUCAAGAAAUAUGGUAAAAGGGCAUUUAUUUGGUUUGGACCAACACCAAGCAUACAAGUGAUCGAUCCUGAGCAAAUUAGGGAAAUUAUGUCUAAGCCAAGUAUAUUCCACAAGAUGCACCCCAACCCGCUUGGUGAUAUGAUCCUUGGUGGCCUCAUUAGCUCUGAGGAUGCUAAAUGGUCCAGGGAUAGAAAAAUAAUGAACCCUGCCUUCCACUUGGAAAAGCUAAAGAGAAUGCUUCCAGCAAUUCAUCAGAGUUGUGAUGAGAUGAUCAGGAAAUGGGAAACACUAGUUUUAAAGGUGGGGUCAGCAGAAAUAGAUGUAUGGCCUAGUCUUGAAGAUCUGUCUGGUGAUGUGAUCUCUCGAACAGCAUUUGGCAGUAAUUAUGAAGAAGGAAGAAGAAUCUUUAUUCUUCAGAAGGAACAAGUUGAACUCACUCUUCAACUUAUGAAGUUUGUUGUCUUUCCCGGUUGGAGGUAUCUUCCUAUUAAAGCGAACAAGAGAAUGAAUGCAAUCUGCAGAGAAAUACAAAUACUUCUAAGGGGUAUCAUCAGCAAACGACAGAAGGCAAUGGAAGUGGGAGAAGUUGAAAAUGAUGACUUGUUGGGUAUUCUCUUAAAAUCUAAUUCUGAGGAAAUCCAAGAAAGUGGAAUUGGGAUGAACAUUGAAGAGGUGAUGAAAGAGUGCAAGCUAUUUUAUUUCGCUGGCUCGGAAACAACCUCAAAUUUGCUAGUUUGGACUUUAAUUAUGUUGAGCACACAUCCUGAAUGGCAAACUCGAGCAAGAGAAGAAGUUUUACAAGCUUUUGGCAGCAAAAAACCUGAUUUUGACGGACUAAACCAUCUCAAAAUAGUAACAAUGGUUCUACAAGAAGUUUUAAGAUUAUAUCCACCUGCAUCAAUGCUUACCCGGUCAGUCCCAAAAGAUGCAAAACUAGGUAACAUUAGUCUUCCAGCCGGGAUAAUAUUUACCAUUCCAGUAAUCUUACUUCACCAUGAUCCGGAAAUAUGGGGAAAGGAUUCUAAUGAAUUCAAACCAGAGAGGUUUUCUGAAGGAAUUUCAAGCGCAACAAAAGGAAAAUUCUCUUACAUUCCAUUUGGAGGAGGUCCCCGUAUAUGCAUUGGGCAAAAUUUCGCCCUGGUUGAAGCCAAGAUGGCACUGAGUAUGAUGUUACAAAGGUUUCAGUUCCAACUUUCUCCAUCUUAUGUGCAUGCACCUUUCCCUAUUUUAACUCUUCAACCUCAGCAUGGAGCGCCAUUGAUUCUGCGACGGCUUUAGCAUGCU
Daucus carota subsp. sativus is the source of this 1577-nucleotide messenger RNA. Its product is annotated as cytochrome P450 CYP72A219. NCBI's taxonomy places the organism in Eukaryota, Viridiplantae, Streptophyta, Magnoliopsida, Apiales, Apiaceae. The transcript has 5 exons. The coding region runs from base 24 to 1571 and encodes 515 amino acids. Gene Ontology annotation, molecular function: oxidoreductase activity, acting on paired donors, with incorporation or reduction of molecular oxygen; heme binding; iron ion binding. The record is from RefSeq and is a predicted model, not a curated record.